Messenger RNA from Paramecium sonneborni, 3551 nucleotides. NCBI's taxonomy places the organism in Eukaryota, Ciliophora, Oligohymenophorea, Peniculida, Parameciidae. The record is from the annotation of a GenBank genome assembly.
AUGAUAGUUUUAAUUGUGUGCUUAUAUUUAACUCAUCAAACAGUAAUAUAUAACUUUGAUGCAAAUGCUAAUGAUAUAGAUGGUAAUUUUCUAAUUAUUAAUUACAAUAAGGUUGGUAAGAUUUUUAUGGCUGCGAUUUCAAAUAAUAUGGAGAUAUAAAAUAUUUUGGGCCUAAAACAUAUUUUUUUGAUUAUAUUAGCAGAAUAUUUUUGGAUUUAGAAUCUCAUUCUCACAUUCAGAUAUAUGCAUAAGUUUUAAGGUAAUUAAUUAUUAAUUUUAAAAGUAUAAAUAAUAAUCAAGAACCUAAGUUGUUUUUAGAUGAGAGAUAAAUAGAGCCAGAAUCAGUAGAAUCAUCAUAAACUUUUAUAUGUGGUAAUUUACAUUAUACGUAUACAAUUUCUUAAAUUUAUUAACAUAAUAGAAGAAAUGCUUGGAUUUAAAUUUAAUUAAAAAGAGGAGGAUUAAUAAAACUAAAAUUAACUAUCACCAAAUGUUUAUAUGGAUGUAUAUCCUGUAUUGAAAAUAAUCCAAAAAUUUGUUUAUAUUGGUAGGUACAUUAAAAUUUAUUGAAUAAUACAUGCAUUACAAAUUCUGAGGGAUGGACUGGAGUAUUUACUUAUUAGAAUUACUUAGGAUGUGGAGAUUGUCAAUUUUUAAAAUUUUAAAUAAUAAAUUAUUAAACUCAACUUCCUCCUCAUCAAGAUAUACUAAUAAGGUUUUUUAAGAUUGGCUAUUAAAAAAUGGUAAUAAAUUACAUGUUUGGAAAUAAAAUAAUUAGUUUAGGUAAUUAAUUAAUAGAAAUAUUAAUAAAUAAUCAUAAUGAUUGUCUAUUAAAACUAGAAAUAAAAACUCAAACUCCUUAAUAAUUCAUUUAAUUAAGAGAUUUCGAAAUUUAUUACACAUAUGAAGAUAUUUUAUUAGAGAAUUUCAAUGAAGGUUGUUUAAAAUAGAUUAAUAAUAUAUGUUUAAUUUGUUAAGAUGGAUGGACUUUAGAUAUUUAACAAUAAAUAUGUAAACGAAUAUGUGGAGAUAAAGUAGUUUAAGGAUAAGAAUUUUGUGAUGAUGGAAAUUAAUUAUCAAAUGAUGGUUGUUAUAAUUGUAUAUAUGAAUCUAAUAGAAAUUGUUUGAAAUUUGAAUAUGGAAAGUGUAUAAAAUGUUAGAAUGGAUAUAUGCUUUAGAGAUUCAAAUGUAUACCUAUUUGUGGAGAUGGAUUAAUAGUAGAAACAGAAUUAUGUGAUGAUAAUAAUAAUUUUUAAUUUGAUGGUUGUUUUAGAUGCCAAAAUAGUUGUUAAUUAGAAUGUUUAUAUUGUCAAAAAGGUGUUUGCUUUUAAUGUAUUUAAGGAUGGAGUUUAAUUGAUUAUCAAUGCUAUUAAAUAUGUGGUGAUAACAAAGUAGCUAUAUAUUCAAUUGAACAAUGUGAUGAUCUCUCUGAUAUAACUUGUUUAGACUGUAUUAUUAAAUGUUUAGAUUAUUGUCUAAUUUGUAGCAAAUAUAAUAUAUGUGAAAUUUGUGAGGAAGCCUUGUAUGUUACUGAUGAUAAAUGUGUUCCAAUAUGUGGGGAUUCAUUAGUUUCUAAAUAUUUUGAAGAUUGUGACGAUGGCAAUGAUUAACCUUAUGAUGGUUGUUUUAAAUGUUAAUAUUAAUGUUAACAUGGUUGUAAGACUUGUGAAAAAGGAUACACUUGUUUAGAAUGUGAUGAAGGAUUUUCUUUAAAUAAUUAUACAUUAUAGUGUGAUAAAAUUGAAGAACUUAUUGAACCAUAAAUUAUUGAAAUUUAUUGUCUUCAAAAUUAAUAAUUUAUUAAUGGAAUUUGUAUUGAUUUAUGUGGUGAUGGUAAACUAAAUAGUAAUUAUGAAGAAUGCGAUGAUGGAAAUAAUAAUCCUAUGGAUGGUUGUUCAUUCUUUUGUGGUUUAGAAGAAGAUUUUCAUUGUUAAAAUACAGAAAAUUCUUACAGUAUUUGUAUAUUACUUGAUUCUCCUGAUUUUAAAUUAAUUAAUCAAUCUGACAAAAAAAGUUAAACAUAAAUUAUUUAAUUAAGCUUUACCUAAUCAGUUUAACUCUAGAAAUCCUUAUCAAUUGAAAAUAUCUUCAACUAUAUCAUCUCACCUUAAACUUAAUAUAAAAUGGAAAUUAGAAUUUUAUAGAAUUUAAAUUAAAAUUUAAACAAUUCUACCUUUUAAUUUAUUAUUUAUUUUUAACAAUCUAUCAAAAAUCCUUAAUUAAGAAUUGAAAUUGAUAGAUCUAUUAUUUUUAAUGAGUAUAAUUUAGAAUUAAAAAAACUCAAAAAGGAAAUAAACCUAGGAAAUCCUUUUAUAUUAUCAGGAUAAACCUAAUAAUAAUUAAAAUAAAUUGUUUAAAUGAAUGAAGCCCUCAUUUAUUCAAUGAUUUCAAUCUCAGCUUUAGUUGUUCUUACAGGCAACACAGUUCUCUUUUUUAAUUUACUAGAAUUAUUAUAAUCAUUAUCUUAUAUCAGAUAUAUGAAAUACACGUUUCCCCCUCAUUUGAAACAGUUUUUAAAUACUUUCACAAAAAUUUCUCUGAAACCUAUUUUUGACUAUUUUGAAGUAGAUCAAUAAUUAUCUAAAUUAAAUGGUGGUAUAUUCCCAUUUCAAACCAAAUAAUCAACUCUAAGCAAAGAAUAAGAUCCUUUAAAUUGUUUUUUUUUAAUUAAUGCUAAAAGUUGUUAUUUUUCUAUUUUAACUUCUAUUGCUACUUAUAUCAUUUGUUGCAUUAUUUCAUCAUAAUUGAUUCAUUAUUUUCUUGGAAGAAAAUUUUCAUAAUAUUUCCACAAUUUCAAUUCAUUAAAACGUUUAAGGAUCUUUUAAAAAUACUUCUUUUUGACUUGUCUAAAAUUAAAAUUAUUAUUCUUUCGGGAAAUAAUUUUUUAAGCAUAUUAUUCGAUAAUUCAUUAACUUACCUUUAGUGCUUUACUUUAGUUCCCUAAUUAUCAGUUUAAUACCUUUUUUAAUAUAAUCAAUUCUGCAAAUGCCAUUUUAGCUUUAAUUUUGAUUAUCACUAUAUCAUUUAAAUUAAUUGCGAUUACUUCAAGUUCAAUUAAAAAUAAAAAUAAAUGGAGAUACUUUUAUUAAGGAAUUUAAGGUAGGUUUUGGGGAACAAAUUUUAAGUCUUUUUAAAUUCUAAGAAUUUAAUUUUAUAUUACAAUUAUCGUAGAGUUUAUGAAUUAUCCAGAAGUUUAAUCAAUAUUAUUAUCAAUGUUAUCAUUUUAUUUCCUAAUAUUCAUAAUCAAAUUUAAACCAUUGAAAUCAAAAUAUGAAUUUUUUAAGUAAAUCUUCAAAGAGCUUUUUUUAAUGUUAAUAACAGGAUCAUUUCUGGUUUAUAGCAUGGUAUUAGACGAUGAUUAAUUUUUAUUAUUUGGAUGGAUCCAUAUCUAUUCAUUUGUUGCUCUAUUGUCCAUUACUCUAAUAAUUGACCUAAUAGAGCAUGUAAUAAAAAUAGUUCAAAAUUACAAAUAGAAAUAAUUAUUAAAAUAAAUUAAAUUGGAAAAAAGCUAUAUUAAUAAUAAACUUUAGCUAUUUGUUAGAGAAAUUUGA